AUGUGUGUGUUGGAUUGGGGUGGCCAUUGGGCAGAUCACCUAAGCUUAGUUGAGUUUGCAUACAACAACAGCUUUCAGGCGAGUAUUGGCAUGGCUCCAUUUGAGGCUUUGUAUGGGAGGCCAUGUAGGACACCCCUAUGCUGGACCCAAGUGGGGGAGCGCAGCAUGUAUGGAGCUACUUAUGUUCAGGAGACGACAGAGAAGGUUCGUGUUGUGAGGCUGAACAUGAAGGAGGCUCAGGAUAGGCAGAAGAGUUAUGCAGAUAGACGCAGACGAGAGCUUGAGUUUCAGGUUGGAGAUAGAGUUUAUCUCAAGAUGGCUAUGUUGAGGGGUCCUAACAGAUCCAUAGCAGAGAACAAGCUGAGUCCGCGAUUUAUGGGUCCGUUUCCAGUAGUGGAGCGUAGUUGGGCCAUUAGCUUACAGGCUGGAGUUGCCUGA
This is a messenger RNA of Microthlaspi erraticum, 438 nucleotides long. NCBI's taxonomy places the organism in Eukaryota, Viridiplantae, Streptophyta, Magnoliopsida, Brassicales, Brassicaceae. The record is from the annotation of a GenBank genome assembly.